Molecule: messenger RNA, 2124 nt
Organism: Talaromyces marneffei
Lineage: Eukaryota; Fungi; Ascomycota; Eurotiomycetes; Eurotiales; Trichocomaceae
Exons: 3
Coding region: 1-2124 (707 amino acids)
Molecular function (GO): protein binding
Source: RefSeq, a predicted model, not a curated record
AUGGUGCUCCAUCAAUUCUUUUCCAAAUCAGCGUCGCCCGACAAGGAGAAGAAAAAAGACAAGGACAAAGACAAGGACAAGGAGCGAAAGCCGAAAUCCAGAGACGACUCUUCGCCCAAACGAAAAGACACAAAAUCAAAAGGCCGCCCCCGGAGUAGCGACCUCGGCUUGGACCUGGACGGCAUCAGUAUUCCCGUUCCAGAUUCUCCUCCUCCGGCCUUCUCGCCUUCUUCUCUCUCCAGUUCUCCGCAAAAAUCUGCCUCAUCAUCGCCUCGCAAAUCCUCUCCUACGAAAACUACUCUUCCCUACCCGAAUCUACGACCUCCGCACAGCCGUUCCUCCUCCACGACAACAUCCAAGUCCGCAUUUUUCUCUUCGAACCGCAACUCGCGCAGCGAAGACUCGCAUCCGUUGAAUCUUCCACCAGACGAGCUCCGUCGACAUCUUUCCGCCAUGGCUGCUGCUAGGGACGACAGCAUGCGGAGCUCCAUGGAUAUUGACCAGGAUACCACAUCAUCCUCUCAGACAGAGCCCACUUCCAUGAGCACAAACGGAACGCAAAAUGGCGACACUGAUCGCAGUCCGACCCCGCCUCCUCAUCGUUCUCCUCCUCCCAACAGCGACGGUGGAGAGUCGCACAAAUUAGCCGGAAAUAAGUUUUAUAAGCAAGGAGACUACGAGCGAGCCAUACAAGAAUACAAUAAAGCUCUCGAAGUCAACCCAAACUCUUCCAUUUUCCUUUCCAACCGUGCUGCGGCGUUUCUCUCUGCCAACCGAUUUAUUGAAGCCUUGGAUGAUGCACAGCGUGCGCUGGAGCUUGACCCAGAAAAUUCCAAAAUCAUGCACCGGUUGGCCCGCAUCUUAACAAGCUUGGGCCGUCCGGCAGAGGCUCUCGAUGUGCUGUCGAAAGUUCAACCUCCCGCAUCCGCCAAAGACCGUGCCAAUGCCGAGACCAUGCUACGACACAUUACUCAAGCCGAGGAUUCCCUGAACCAUGGCAAGGGCGGAUCGCUGGUGGUUUUUGCCAUCGAGCAAGCCCGACAAAUGCUCGGCCCUGGCGUCAAGACCCCGCGCAAGUGGCAGCUUAUGGCUGGUGAGGCCCAAUUGAAGAUUGGGAAUGACAAUGGCUACGGUAAAGCACAGGAUGUGGCCAUAGCGCUGCUCCGGGAGAACAGCCAAGAUCCCGAUGCACUGUUGCUUCGUGCGAGAGCAUACUACGGUCAGGGCGACAAUGAGCAAGCAGUCAAAUAUACCAGGAUGAGUCUCCAACUCGACCCAGACAAUAAAAAGGCCUUCACUUUGCUGCGACUGGUGCAGAAACUGGUCCGCACCAAGGACGAAGGCAACGCGGCCUUCAAGGCCAAGGACUACAAACGUGCAGUAGAGCUGUACACUCAGGGUCUUGAGAUCGACCCAACCAACAAGGACACAAACUCCAAGUUACUUCAGAACCGUGCUCAGGCUCAACUAGCGUUGAAGGAUUAUGAGAAAGCAGUAGAAGACUGCACAGAAGCCCUCCGUCUUGACCCCAGCUAUAUCAAGGCUCAAAAGAUCCGUGCCAAAGCUCACGGCGCCGCAGGAAACUGGCAGGAGGCUAUCAAGGACUACAAGAAUGUAGCCGAAAUCAACCCUGGCGAGAAGGGUAUCCAAGAAGAUAUUCGCCAUGCCGAGUUUGAGUUCAAGAAGAGCCAGCGAAAGGACUAUUACAAGAUUCUCGGUGUUGAGAAGGAUGCUUCGGAGAAUGAAAUUAAAAAGGCAUACAAGAAAAUGGCUAUUUUGUACCAUCCUGACAAGAAUCCCGACUCGAGUGAUGAGAAGUUCAAGGAGCUUGGUGAGGCGUAUGAGACUUUGAUUGAUCCUCAGAAACGUGCCGCAUAUGAUAAUGGCGACGACCUCGUUGAUCCAUCCGAGAUGUUUGGACGCGGCGGUUCACCUUUCGGCGGUAUGGGUGGUGGUAUGGGCGGUAUGGGAGGAAUGGGAGGCAUGCACGGAGUCAACAUCGACCCCAAUAUUCUCUUCAACAUGAUGAAUGGCGGAGGAGGUGGUGGAUUUGCUCAUGCUGGCGGCAACCCAUUCGCUGGCGCUCAGGGUCGUGGUGGCGGAUUCCAAGGAUUUCAAUUCUAG